UGUUGGUGUCAUUUGAGGAUGUGGUUGUGGACUUCACCUGGGAGGAGUGGAGGGACUUGAAUGAUGCUCAGAGGACUUUGUACAGGGAUGUGAUGCUGGAGAUCUACAGCAGCCUGGUGUCAUUGGGGUACUGCAUUAGUAAACCUGAGGUGAUCCUCAAGUUGGAGAAAGGAGCAGAGCCAUGGAUAAGAAAAGAAUACCCAAAGCAGUGCCUCCCAGAUGUCCAGAUAGUCAAUGACCUCAUUGAGAGGAGCCAAGAUAGUCAUGGUAGAUACUUGUGGCGAGGUGUAAUCAUCAAUGGAAAUCAAUCAACUGAGGAGAGAGUGGAGUUAGGAAAAUCAGUGAAUGCACUUUCAAUGCAUACUUUGAAUCUGGUUAUAAAUAAUGGAAACUAUUCAGGAGUGGUGCAUGAGGAGUUUAAAAAAUGUCAGAAUGCAGUUCUUCCCGAGACUGAUGCCAUGUGUGCUGGACAGAAACCUGAUGAGCAUAAUAUGUCUGAGGAAUCACACAGUCAUCAUGAGCAUCUUAGUGAGCAUCCUCAGAUUCCAGCUGGGCAACUUUUUGAAUAUAGUGGAAAUGGACAGUUCUCCAAUACAGUGCCAAUAAUAUUUGCUUAUAAGAAAACUCAUAUGGGUGAGAUCACUUGUAAAUGUAGUGAGUAUGGGAAAGCCUGUAAUAAGUCAUCUGUCAUUGCCCAAGAGAUAGCUCAGGUUGGGAUGAAAACUUUUCAGUGUAUCAUAUGUGGGAAAAUGUUCUAUAAAAAGGCUAGACUUACUCAACAUCAGAUUAUACACACAGGAGAGAAACAUGAUAAAUACAGUGAGUGUCAGAAAUCUUUUAUCAAGCAAUCAUACCUUAUUUCAUAUCAGGGAACAUCUACAGGGAAAGCUUUUAACCAAAAGUCAGCCCUCAAUAGGCAUCAGAGAAUUCACAAAAGUAAAACAACAUAUGAAUGUAAGGAAAAUUCAAAAGCUUUCAACCAAAUGUCAGCCUUCAGUAUGCAUUGGAGAACUCAACCAGGUGAUAAGCCCCACAAAUGUAAUGGAUGUAGAAAAAGAAUUAACAAGCCAUCCUUCAGAAUGAAUCAGAGUACUCACACAGGGAAACCACCUUAUGAAUGUAAAGAAUGUGGAAAAGCUUUUAAGCAAAAGUCAAAACUCAGCAGGCAUCAGAGAAUUCACACAGGUGAGAAACCAUAUGAAUGUAAAGAAUGUGGAAAAGCUUUUAAGCAAAAUUCAAAACUCAGCAGGCAUCAGAGAAUUCACACAGGUGAGAAACCAUAUGAAUGUAAAGAAUGUGGAAAAGCUUUUAAAUUUAAGUCACACCUCAGAAUGCAUCAGAGCAUUCACAGAGGUGAGAAACCACAUGAAUGUAAAGAAUGUGGAAAAGCUUUCAAAAAAAAGUCAUACCUCAGCAUGCAUCAGAGAAUUCACACAGGUGAGAGACCCUAUCAAUGUAAAGAAUGUGGAAAAGCUUUUAACCAAAAGUCACACCUCAGCAGGCAUCAGAGAAUUCACACAGGUGAGAAACCAUAUGAAUGUAAAGAAUGUGGAAAAGCUUUUAAUCGAAAGUCAGAUCUCAGCAUGCACCAGAGCGUCCAUCCAGGUGAGAAACCAUAUAAAUGUAAAGAAUGUGGAAAAGAUUUUAAGUUAAAGUCACACCUCAGCAAGCAUAAGAGAAUUCACAGAGGUGGGAAACCAUAUGGAUGUAAAGAAUGUGGAAAAGCUUUUAACCAAAAGUCAACCCUCAGAAUGCAUCAGAGAAUUCACACAGGUGAGAGACCAUAUGAAUGUAAAGAAUGUGGAAAAGAUUUUAACCGAAAUUCACACCUCAGCAGGCAUCAGAGAAUUCACACAGGUGAGAGACCAUAUGAAUGUAAAGAAUGUGGAAAAGCUUUUAAUCGAAAGUCGCACCUCAGAAUGCAUCAGAGAAUUCACACAGGUGAGAAACCAUAUGAAUGUAAAGAAUGUGGAAAAGCUUUUAAGUUUAAGUCACAUCUCAGAAUGCAUCAGAGAAUUCACAGAGGUGAGAAACCAUAUGAAUGUAAAGAAUGUGGAAAAGCUUUUAACCACAAGUCACACCUUAGCAUGCAUCAGAGAAUUCACACAGGUGAGAGACCAUAUCAAUGUAAAGAAUGUGGAAAAGCUUUUAAACAACAGUCAGCCCUCAGCAGGCAUCAGAGAAUUCACACAGGUGAGAAACCAUAUGAAUGUAAAGAAUGUGGAAAAGCUUUUAAUCGAAAGUCAGAAAUCAGCAGGCGUCAGAGAAUUCACACAGGUGAGAAACCAUAUGAAUGUAAAGAAUGUGGAAAAGCUUUUAAUCGAAAGUCAGAAAUCAGCAGGCGUCAGAGAAUUCACACAGGUGAGAGACCAUAUGGAUGUAAAGAAUGUGGAAAAGAUUUUAACCAAAAGUCACACCUCAGCAGGCAUCAGAGAAUUCACAGAGCCGAGAAGCCACAGUAACGUAAAGAAUGUGGAAAAGCUUUUAACCAAAAGUCAAUCCUCAGCAUGCUUCAGGGAAUUCAUACAGGUGAGAAGCCACGUGAAUGUAAUGAAUGUGGAAA
Messenger RNA from Galeopterus variegatus (Sunda flying lemur), 2563 nucleotides. RefSeq names its product zinc finger protein 345-like. The transcript is spliced from 4 exons. The record is from RefSeq and is a predicted model, not a curated record. Lineage: Eukaryota; Metazoa; Chordata; Mammalia; Dermoptera; Cynocephalidae. The coding region runs from base 93 to 2462 and encodes 789 amino acids. Gene Ontology annotation, cellular component: nucleus. Gene Ontology annotation, molecular function: DNA-binding transcription activator activity, RNA polymerase II-specific; RNA polymerase II cis-regulatory region sequence-specific DNA binding. Gene Ontology annotation, biological process: regulation of transcription by RNA polymerase II.